Messenger RNA from Fomitiporia mediterranea MF3/22, 1983 nucleotides. RefSeq names its product HCP-like protein. The record is from RefSeq and is a predicted model, not a curated record. Gene Ontology annotation, molecular function: protein binding. The transcript is spliced from 3 exons. The coding region runs from base 1 to 1983 and encodes 660 amino acids. NCBI's taxonomy places the organism in Eukaryota, Fungi, Basidiomycota, Agaricomycetes, Hymenochaetales, Hymenochaetaceae.
AUGGAGUCGCAAGCAGACAAUCAUCUAAGCCAGUCUAUGCUUGGUCUUUCGCUGCAAGGUAGUCCUCCUCGGCGAGAAACAACGCUGAGCCCUUCACCAUCUUCAUUGCAAGGUGAUGUCUCUGCACUCACUGCACCACUAUCCACGACUCCUUUGCUGUUGGAAGUUCUUCGGACUGGUCGUCUGGGCAGCUCAACGGUAGAACGCAAAUGCCGCUUUAUACGUGAUGUGCUAUUUUUAGUCAAUAGGACGUCGUCGCCUCUGGCAGUCUCCGCAGAAUUACAGACGGGUCCUCUUAUAAUUGACGACCAGGAUCUAGCAGAGCUUUUGGAAGCUGCUGUUGAGCUACUGCUAGAAGUUGUUUCGACUAUUCCUCCUGCAGGCACAAAACUUGCUCCGCCUAUUGCCGAAGCCAUUUAUCAUUGGGCUUGCCUCACCUCGACAGGUGCUUUUCCAUCACGGCUUCCGGAAAAUCCUCGGACAGCAUUCCGGGCUUUUGAAACGAGCGCACGAGCAGGGUAUUCCGCGUCUUGGUUCAAACUAGGGCGAAACUACGAAGCUUUCGAUGACAGCAGGCGAGCAAAAGACUGUUUUGAACGCGGUGCGAAAGCGGAGGAUGUGAGCUGCUUGUACCGAUUGGGAAUGGCGUAUUUAAUGGGACAACUUGGUCUUACUGAGUCACCCUCAACCGCAGUGCAACUCCUUUAUCGUGCGGCUGAAAAGGCAACCGUCGUGGUGCCACAACCAGCAUAUGUCUACGCAAGCCUCCUUCUUGGAGACUUUGCGCACGCAUCUGCUAACCUCCCGGCGUCUAUAUUUCAGCCGCACACCCCGUCUGGAUCGACGAUUGAGGAAGAAGCGCAGCGAUUCCUAGAACGUGCAGCUUAUCUCCACUUUACACCUGCUCAGUAUAAACUAGGUCACUUCUACGAGUUCGCGCGAGCACCAUACGCGUACGAUCCUCUACUCAGCGUUCAAUAUUAUACAUUGGCGAGCGAGUCGGACCCGGAAGCCAACCUUGCUCUUUCGAAAUGGUUCCUUUGUGGGGCAGAGGGCUUUUUUGAAAAAGAUGAGCUACUUGCACGCACGUUUGCUGAGAGAGCUGCUCGUGCUGGGCUGCCGAGUGCGGAAUUUGCUGUAGGGUAUUACUGGGAGGUUGGUAUUGGAUCUGUCAAAGAUAUGCGUCGGGCCAAACGCUGGUAUGAAAAGGCUGCAGCCCAUGGGAAUUCUGAUGCCGUGGAUCGUCUUACUUUCCUCGCACAGAACGCGACCAGUUCAUUGUCCCGACAAGACCAUGAUCAGCUCGCCGAACAAACCCUUGUUCGACGACGAACCCAGGCAAAACAAUGCUCUGAUGCUGCGGGAUCAGUCCGACGCGGUGGUCCUCAGAAAGAUGCAGGACAGGUUGUGGAACUCGUUCGCCGAGCGUCCAAGGUUCAGCCGAAGGCGUUGAGGGGUAAGCGAGCGGGUAUGGGCUCGGGCGCCGGCUCCGUCGACAACCACGCUGCUCCGAGUCGGAAUAGCUCUGGCGGCAGGUUAUCUGAGAUUGAGGAAUUCCCCAAGCGAGACGCCUUCUCGGAGGGUACGGCAGCGUCGUCUGCGCUUACGUUGGCUCCUCCGAACCAGUUGUUCCCUGAGCGGAAGCGGUAUUCACUUGUUGAUUCAGGGCCGUCGUCUCGAUCAGGAUCACCUCAGCCAAUUAUUGGCGCGGAUAACAAUAAUGUCGGUACGAGGGCGAGAUCGGGGACGCCGCCGAGAAGGUACCCUUCACCGUCUCCCGCUUGGACAAGCCGAACGGAAUUUGAAGUCGGUUCGUCAAUAUUGUCGACGGCGUUCUCGGAGUCGCCUAUACCUUCACCUGGCCUUGAUGCAGGGCCUAUGGGGUCUGCUGCACCAAACGCUCCGAGGGUAAAAUAUAACACGUUCGCGGAGAUGGGGAUUCAGGCGUCAAAAGUGGAGGAGAAGGAUUGUGUUAUUAUGUGA